AUGUCGUCCCUCACUGUUCUUUGUGUCUCCCCUCGCCCCGUGCAGGACUUCCCCAUCCUGUGCCAGACAUGCCUGGGAGAGAACCCCUACAUCCGCAUGACCAAAGAGAAAUAUGGAAAAGAAUGCAAGAUUUGUGCCAGGCCUUUCACGGUGUUUCGCUGGUGCCCUGGUGUCCGUAUGCGCUUUAAGAAGACAGAAGUAUGUCAGACAUGCAGCAAGCUCAAGAAUGUCUGUCAGACCUGUCUGCUUGACCUGGAAUAUGGUUUGCCGAUUCAAGUCCGGGAUGCAGGACUCUCCCUUAAGGAUGAAAUGCCUAAAUCUGACGUCAAUAAAGAGUACUACACCCAGAACAUGGAAAGAGAGAUAGCCAACUCUGAUGGCACCAGACCAGUUGGUGCACUAGGCAAAGCUACUUCCACAAGCGACAUGCUGCUAAAGCUGGCCCGGACCACCCCUUACUAUAAACGGAAUCGCCCCCAUAUCUGUUCCUUCUGGGUGAAAGGAGAAUGCAAGAGAGGGGAGGAGUGUCCCUACAGACACGAGAAGCCUACAGAUCCAGAUGAUCCUCUGGCGGAUCAGAACAUCAAAGAUCGUUACUAUGGCAUUAAUGACCCCGUGGCUGAUAAACUUCUGAAGCGAGCGUCAACCAUGCCUCGUCUGGACCCCCCUGACGACAAGACUAUUACUACCCUGUAUGUUGGAGGCCUUGGAGAUACUAUCUCUGAAGCAGAUCUCAGAAAUCACUUCUACCAGUUUGGGGAGAUCCGGACAGUAACUGUAGUCCAGAGGCAGCAGUGUGCUUUCAUCCAGUUUGCCACCCGGCAGGCUGCAGAAGUGGCUGCUGAGAAAUCCUUCAACAAACUCAUUGUCAACGGUCGCAGGCUCAAUGUCAAGUGGGGCCGGUCCCAGGCAGCAAGAGGAAAAGAAAAGGACAAGGAAGGAACUACAGAGUCUGGGAUAAAGCUGGAGCCGGUUCCAGGGCUCCCUGGAGCUCUCCCGCCGCCUCCAGCUGCCGAGGAAGAGGCUUCUGCAAAUUACUUCAACCUACCUCCGAGCGGCCCUCCGGCCGUGGUUAACAUCGCCCUGCCGCCGCCUCCUGGCAUUGCUCCACCACCACCUCCAGGUUUUGGACCACACAUGUUCCAUGCCAUGGGCCCCCCCCCACCCUUCAUGAGAGCACCGGGCCCCAUCCACUACCCCUCUCAAGACCCGCAGAGGAUGGGUGCCCACGCGGGGAAGCACAGCAGCCCCUAGCACAUCUUGCCACUGCCACCCUUUGAGUAAAUGUUCUUUUCUAGUUUCCAUAGUAGCGCCAUACGUUGAGCUGUGGGCGAAGCCUCCUUCCCUGCUUGCAGACCCUGGGCGAGCUGAGCUCUGCGUUGCCGCUGGCUGAUCGGAUCAUUGGUGUGUCCCGAAUCUUUCACGUAGUGUUGGGAGGGUGGGGGGUAGGGCGGGGGGCAGGCGGAAGGGCUCUCGAGCAGGUCGUGGAUCAGUUGUGCUAGGAUGACAGCGUUGUCAGUGUAUCCCAUUUUGCACAUUUUUGAAAUAAACAUCUGGAAAAAGAAAAGCAACCCCUCUUCUAGCCAUUGAUAUACUCAGGCUGAGCCCCGUGGAAUAGAUAAACAUAAUAAGAGACUGUUCUCUCUGUUUAGUAACUAGUGACUUACUAUUCUAAUGAAAUACUACAUCUUGUAACCUUAGACUAGAGAGAGAGAGGUGAAAAAUGAGCAGAUCAGACAUGCCAAAUCCAUGGCUUUGCCUUACUAUUACUCUAGAAUUUGACUCCUGCUUUUUGCUGACCUUUUUUUGCUGAAAGAAACAUUUUGGUGCUUCACUUCUAACCCUGCAUUUCCUGGGCAAGGUAUUAGGUCAUGCAAAUAGUGCUCUGCUAGUGAUGGUGCAACCUGGAGGGACAGGUUAACAGCCACUAAUUUUAACCUUAUGAAGGGCCUCCCUCCACAGCCCGCAGAGAAGGGGGUUGUGUUGCUCACAGCUGCAGGGGCAGACCAGAGGAGCUGCAAGUUUGUCCAGUUUGUAUUUGGAGGUUGAUUAGGGCUUUCAGGGCCUUUGGAUGGAGUCCCCUCUUAAGAGAUCUGACGUUCUGGGGGGCUUUGGGUACGUGUGAAGCUCUUCUUUCUCUGGCUUUGGCUGUAGUGUUUGCUCAGGAGCACCUGUGUCCUGCAUGGAGCCUGCAUAGAGUCUGCAGUUGAGUGGGGUGUUUGGGCGGGAGGAUUUUAAGAUUAUCUAUGUCUUCUGCUUUCAUGUAACUGAUCUGUGGAUAUCUCUCUGUAAAGCAAAACAUGACGGGACCUGUUCUGAAUCAUCAUUUACUUGUUUUUUU
Messenger RNA from Nothoprocta perdicaria, 2341 nucleotides. RefSeq names its product RNA binding motif protein 22 (gene RBM22). The transcript is spliced from 11 exons. Bases 1 to 1254 code for a protein of 417 amino acids. Gene Ontology annotation, cellular component: U2-type catalytic step 2 spliceosome; U2-type catalytic step 1 spliceosome; Prp19 complex. Gene Ontology annotation, molecular function: U6 snRNA binding; pre-mRNA binding; metal ion binding. NCBI's taxonomy places the organism in Eukaryota, Metazoa, Chordata, Aves, Tinamiformes, Tinamidae. The record is from RefSeq and is a predicted model, not a curated record.